AUGUCGAGGGCAGUAGAGGCGGGCGUGUCUCUUGUGAAUGAGAUGGGAUUGGACCCUGGUAUUGAUCAUAUGCUAGCCCAAGAGUGUAUUGAUCAGGCCAAAGCUGAUGGAUGCGCUGUAGAAUCAUACGUGUCGUACUGCGGCGGACUUCCUGCUCCCGAGUGUUCAGACAAUCCUCUGCGCUACAAGUUCAGCUGGAGUCCUUCUGGCGUUCUCCUUGCCUCCAUCAGCCCUGCCGUCUUCCUUCGCGACAAUCAGCUGGUUAGUAUUCCAGGAGGCGGUGGUCUGAUGGAUGCCGUCACGCCAAUGGAAUUCUUUCCUGGCUUCAACUUUGAAGGUUAUCCCAACUGCGACAGCACCAAGUACGCAGAACUCUACGACAUACAAGACACGCAUACAUUGCUCAGAGGAACGCUUCGAUACAAGGGUUUCUGCAGAGCCAUGCGUGGUUUUGUCAAACUGGGUCUGAUCAACAGCGAGCCUUGUCCCAUCCUCCGCAACGCAUCAUCACCUGUCACAUGGAAAGCUAUUCUGUGUCAUGUGAUGGGUUUGCCCGCUUCGACCUCCAGCGAUGUGUUUGAAGCCGCAGUGUACGAACGCGUCGAUCGGGAUGACUGCAGCAUGGAUUCCCUCAAAUGGUUUGGCAUGCUAAGUGACGAUCCAAUUCCUCACGCCGACAGCAUUCUCACUGCACUCAGCAGACUUCUUGAAGCCAAACUCUCUUUCGGCAGCGGUGAGCGCGACAUGAUUGUGCUGCGUAGCGAGUUUGGCCUCCGUCACCCGACAGGCGAACUAGAGAACAAAUGUGUCAGUUUGGUGGUGUACGGCGAAAAUGGACGGUUCUCCGCCAUGGCAAAGACUAUCGGAUACCCUGUCGCCAUUGCUGCACGCAUGCUCCUCGAUGGUGAGAUAUGUACCAAAGGUGUCUUGCUACCCAUCAGUAAGGAGAUCUACGUGCCCAUAUUGAAGCGUCUCAAGGACGAAGGCAUGAACAUCACCACCACCAGCACCCUUGUUGAAUAUUCAUGAUGAUGUCAUCAGCUUAUCAUUCUUUUUAGUGCUCUAGCACUAAGUAGUUCUCUGGCACUCGAGAUUUCAAUUUCAUUACUGUUUAUUAUGCUUCUAAACAAUCAAUUGCCACUUUAGGGAGCUCAGCGUGGCCCAAUUUUUAUGCAUCCUGGUGACAAGGAAUUCAUUGGUCACCCCUUAACGUCACCUAAAGCAACCUCUGCAGAGUUGAUAUGUUUCACCCAUUGACAUGAAGUUGAAUGGAUAUUGCGUAAACAGAAGGUGUUAAGGGCCUAUGUAGUAAAUUGUUGCUGAAGUCGGCCAUUUUGGUUAAAAGUACCCAUGUCUGUCGUAUUAAAUGAUACGUGGGUGGGGUGAGGGGGUGGGUGUUAUCCCCCUAACCUUUUUUACCCAUCAACAUGAAAUUAGUUGAACAUUUCUACUAUAGCAGGACACUCCAUAAAGUCUCAAGAACCUUUGCUGGCAACUGACCAGAAAAUCAUCCAUUUUAGUAUGAAGCAGCCAAUUUGAAAAAAAAAAAAAAAAAAAAGUAGACCCUGACACCAAUAUCUGUAAACCAACAGCAGAUUGAGUGGGCAUUUAUAAAAAAAACGGGGCACACCAAAAAGUCUCAGUGAUUAAAAAUCAGUUCACCGUUUUGGUGGUGUAAAGUUUGAACAAUAAAAAGCACAAUUAUCCUCUGCCACCAGUUUGGGUUUGAAAUGGAGAUGGAUGGGCAUGUUUAUCGACGCGCUGUCUAAGGGACCCAUGCCCAAAUUGAACAUUAAAGUCAAAUUUCCAAUAAGAUAAUCUGCCCAAAUGAAGCCAAAUUUAGAAAGAGCUUUAUUAUUUGUGAGGGUAUGAGCAUAUUUAUUGCCAUCAUGAUAAAUGUUUUUAUGAAUGUCAUGCUACUGAUGAGGAUGUUACAUAAAAGCAUCUUUUAGAGAAAACAUUACGAACUGUCAUGAAUAUAUAUUUCUAUGCUGCAUUUCUAGGUCAAGAAAAAAAACAAUCUUUAUGAAGAUCUCAAACAAAAGGCAGCUUUAUCAGUUUAAAGAAAAGUAUAAAAUAUGACUAAAGUUACAAGAACAUUAAUUGGAGACUUCAAGAAGAAUGUAUGUGGGAAACAUCUGAUUUUUUUCUUUUGGCUCUAUUUUAUCUUCUAUUUUAUUUUGACUGUUUUGCUCGUUAGUUGUGCUUAGGGUUACACGCGCCCCCU
This is a messenger RNA of Corythoichthys intestinalis (scribbled pipefish), 2227 nucleotides long. RefSeq names its product alpha-aminoadipic semialdehyde synthase, mitochondrial-like. The transcript has 9 exons. The record is from RefSeq and is a predicted model, not a curated record. Bases 1 to 1029 code for a protein of 342 amino acids. Lineage: Eukaryota; Metazoa; Chordata; Actinopteri; Syngnathiformes; Syngnathidae. Gene Ontology annotation, cellular component: cytoplasm. Gene Ontology annotation, molecular function: saccharopine dehydrogenase activity.